Spodoptera frugiperda (fall armyworm) is the source of this 3348-nucleotide messenger RNA. RefSeq names its product protein NDRG3 (gene MESK2). NCBI's taxonomy places the organism in Eukaryota, Metazoa, Arthropoda, Insecta, Lepidoptera, Noctuidae. Gene Ontology annotation, cellular component: cytoplasm. Bases 346 to 1653 code for a protein of 435 amino acids. Gene Ontology annotation, biological process: signal transduction. The record is from RefSeq and is a predicted model, not a curated record. The transcript has 11 exons.
UAGAAUAAUACAAAAUUUAAAACUUGUGGAUUGUGUUAGUUAUUGUUUUCACUUACAAACGGCGGGUUUGUUUUGUUUUUGAGAAAUUCUUUAUUCAGUUCAACAUUAUUUUGUUAUAGGGUAGAUUUUUAAGGAACUACAAAUUUCGUUGCGAAGUGAGCUACGACUGCUACAGCUAGUACUAAGUGCGAGGAGGUUGCAGCUAGCACACUUCCAACUAUUCAGUUGUCGGCGUUACGCUACAACGGUGGUCAGUGCGAACAGGUGCGCGACUUUGCAGUUUGCGGCCACUACUCGAAACCCAUAAAUUAUCACUUAAACGAGCUCCUGUUUCAAGAAGUUGGCAUGCAUCAGCAGCGGGGCUUGCUGAACGGUGGCUCUUACAUGUCCCUCGGUGAGGUAUACCGGGGUACCACAGUGCCCAACAAAAAGAGUAAUGUUAAGAAAAUCCUUCGCCUUGGAGGGGCAGCUAAGAAGAAAUUAGACCCCUAUUUUGAUGAUUGUGUGUCUGAUAUGACUGAGGUGUUGACGGAAAAUACCUUUGAAGAUCCAGUAAAGCCGCCAACGAAAAUGCCUAUCAGUGCUGAAGAGACCGCUCUACUCGGCAUGGAUGACAUCGAACUGAAGAACAUCCAGCUGCAGUUCCCCAGCGCUCGUCGGUUCAGCGGCGAGGGAGGUUGCGUGGAGGUGCGGGUGCGCACCGACCGCGGCGAUAUCGUCGUCGCGGUGCAAGGCGACCGCUCCAAGCCAGCCAUCAUCACGUACCACGAUCUUGGCCUCAACUAUGUUUGCUUCCAACCGUUCUUCAACUUUGUGGACAUGAGGGCGCUCUUGGAAAACUUCUGUGUGUACCACGUGAAUGCGCCGGGACAAGAGGACGGGGCUCCGAGCCUACCUGAAGACUACCUUUACCCAACCAUGGAUGAGUUGGCUAACCAGCUCAACUACGUGCUUGGCCACUUCGGAAUCAAGACGUUCAUCGGGUUCGGAGUCGGCGCUGGCGCCAACAUCCUCGCGCGAUUCGCCCUUGUGCACCCACAAAAGGUGGAUGCUUUGGCUCUCAUCAACUGCACGUCGAAUCAGGCCGGAUGGAUUGAGUGGGCUUAUCAGAAAAUGAACUCCCGUUCGCUGAAGAACCGAGGCAUGACCCAAGGCGUUCUCGACUACCUCAUGUGGCACCAUUUCGGACGGUUCCCGGAGGAGCGCAACCACGACUUGACGCAGAUGUACCGCAUGUACUUCACCCGGAACGUGAACCCUACGAACCUGUCCUUGUUGAUUGACGCGUACGUGCGCCGCACCGACCUCGGCAUCGCGCGGGAGACCGACACCAUCAAGGUGCCGGUCCUGAACAUCACCGGCGCGCUCUCCCCGCACGUCGACGACACCGUCACCUUCAAUGGACGCCUCAAUCCCAACAACUCCACGUGGAUGAAGAUUUCGGAUUCGGGCAUGGUGCUGGAGGAGCAGCCGGCUAAGAUAUCCGAGGCCUUCCGCCUUUUCUUGCAGGGCGAGGGCUACGUUGCGCCACUGUCGCCCACCAAGAUCACGGCUUACCGGCGACUGUCGGACGCCGGCCGCCGUCGUCCAUGCCGUCACUCGCCCGUCAUCCGCAUCACCGAGAACCCGAUCUCGGAGGCGGUGGUCUGCUAAACUAACUCCCUUUCGCUAAAGCUCGCUGAUUGAUACCCCACGAGUGAUUACCUACUAAAAACUACUUUACUGCAUGUUAUCACGGCACCAGCCUCCAGCUGUGUAAAAUGAUUGUCCGUAAUACUUGACUACGUGCUGAGCACUCGAUGGUGUCGUCCAGCAUCCUCGUGGGGCCGCGCGCGCGAGCUGGCCGGGACACACGAACAUCUAGCUAAGUUCCUCACAUCUCGUGAGUCGCACUGUUGAAGUUAUAUCAUUUAUCAUUUAAGAAGAAUUUUAUUAGAACCCACUGAUAUAUUACAUAAUUAUAAUAUACCACUAUAUAGCGUUAUAUCAUUCAGUUAGGCUAACUUCACACGUAUGUAUGUAUCCAUAUUUGUUUACGCGACUGUGUAAGGGAGUUAGUUAGCGUGGUUGUUUUGUAACUUAGUAAUAAAUUGAACAUGAGGGGACUGCUGUGAAAGCGGCGUCAGGCCGGUGUGUCGCCGCGCGCUACUUGUUGUGACAUGGACUCGCUGUGCCGAAAUAAAGACUAAUAUUAAUGUAACAGCACGUUACUCGACGCGACAGGCACGUCCACAUUGAUUUACAUUACGAGAGCUUGAUAUAAUUAUACGGAGUCCGUGUCGAGUGGCGCGCGCCGGCUCGGGCCGGCAGUGGCGCCGCGCGCGCUAACACGUCGCUGGGUGCUAUGCUAAGACCAAGAUAGAUUUCGAAGUUGAUCAUUUGAUGACAGUCGUUUUGGAAACAAUGAAUCUUUAUAAUGCUUUGAAUUAUUUUGUUAUAUCAAAGAAUUUUGUUUGUUAUGCUUAAAUUAUACAAUUGUGACAUAUUUUAAUAUUAUGUUUGUUGAUUUUUUGCAUGUUGAUUAUAUUAAUUUACAUUAUCAGUAUUAACUUUUGUAUAAGUUUUAAUUAUUUAUUUGUAUAGUAAGAAAUACCUAAGUAAGUAUUUAUCACCGCUUUUAGUAGUUGACUUAAAUAAUAUUAGAGAACAAUAAAUGUUAAACGUGCAACAGCUUAUUAAGAGAUUUUCAUUUAUUGUAAGUAUUUAUUUGAUAAUAAUAAAAUAUGUAAUUUUACGAGUAUAUUAGAAAAAGAAAUGUGCGGUUAAAAUAAAAAGGAAGGGGCGUGAAGUGAUUGUAAUAAUGUGAAGAUUUGGCAUGCGCGUAUCAUACUCUUCGAAUUUAUCGUGUAUGUAGACUUACACGCCGGUGGAUAUUUUACUGAUCUUUUUGGCCGGCUACUUGUUAGUGGUUGAUUGAAACUGACCAUAGCGGAUGAUUGUCUGGAAGCUGAGAGUGCUCGGGGCUCGGGAGUGACACCAGCCGGUUGUGUCGAAUCGAAGGACGGCCACACAUACAUACUUAGAUUGUUCAGGUCAAUGUUACGAUGUUGAACGGUUUCUCUUAAUAAUUAGAAUCUUGAAUCAGUAGCGGAAUCUCAGUAGAUCUGUUUGUCCCCACCUCCACGGUAUGGCGCGGCACUCUAGAGGCACGCACGGCAGGACACGCGCCAUACGCUCACACUCGAGGUCGCCUCUAAGCUUUGUAGACGUACAAUCGAUUAAUAUUUAGUUUAUAGAAGUUCCACAUCUUACUCUUUCGUUCAAGUGUAGAAGAUGUUACAUUUAGAUAUUUUUUGUUCACUGAUAUUUGUGUGAAUUUAAUGGGUCUAUUAAAAGUGAUUUUAUAAA